Leucoraja erinaceus (little skate) is the source of this 996-nucleotide messenger RNA. RefSeq names its product UDP-glucuronosyltransferase 2A2-like. The record is from RefSeq and is a predicted model, not a curated record. Bases 27 to 863 code for a protein of 278 amino acids. Gene Ontology annotation, molecular function: UDP-glycosyltransferase activity. The transcript has a single exon. NCBI's taxonomy places the organism in Eukaryota, Metazoa, Chordata, Chondrichthyes, Rajiformes, Rajidae.
UGGCUCUUUCAACAUUUUAGUUUUUGAUGUAUCCACUUUAUAAUGAAAUCUGCCAUCGGUAUCUGGGACCAGACAUGGACAUCAAGUCGAUUCUCCUCAGAGCUGAUGUGUGGCUGAUGAGGGUGGAUUUUGUGUUUGAAUUCCCAAGACCCACCAUGCCAAACAUUGUGUACAUCGGAGGCUUCCAGUGUAAACCAGCACGGCCUCUGGAAGCAGAGUUUGAGGAGUUUGUCCAAAGCUCAGGGAAACAUGGACUUGUUGUAAUGUCAUUGGGUUCCAUUGUUGACUCUUUACCAAUGGAGAUUACAAUGAAAAUAGCAGAAGCUUUAUCUCAAAUCCCCCAGAAGGUUAUCUGGAGAUAUGAUGGUGAGACCCCUCCCAAUAUAGGGAAUAAUACACUGCUGGCAAAAUGGAUCCCUCAGAACGACCUGCUGGGUCACCCCAACACACGAGCCUUUGUUUCACAUGGAGGCACCAAUGGCAUUUAUGAAGCCAUCUACAAUGGGGUGCCAGUGAUCGGCAUGCCUCUGAUUUUUGACCAGUUUGACAAUUUACUCAAGCUCGAAUCCCGAGGAGCAGCAAAAGUGAUCAAUGUUGCAACCAUGCACUCCACAGUUCUGUUGCAGACACUCAACGAGGUGAUAAAUGGCGCAUCUUAUGGGGACAACAUGGAGAGACUCUCCGCUCUCCAUCGGGACCAGCCAGAGUCGCCAAUGGAGAGAGCCGUUUUCUGGGUUGAGUACGUUGCCCGACACAAGGGAGCGGGGCAUUUGCGCUCAGAAUCCCACCGACUCCCCUGGUACGCUUACUAUUGUGUAGAUGUGAUGAUCUUUCUGUUGUCUAUGUUACUCAAGUUCAAGUGAGUUUAUUGUCAUGUGUCCCUGAUAGGACAAUGAAAUUCUUGCUUUGCUUCAGCACACAGAACAUAGUAGGCAUUUACUACAAACCAGAUCAGUGUGUCCAUAUAUCAUUGUAUAAAUAUAUACACACAUGAAU